GGAGAAGUUCCCCAAGAAGGGUUCGAGCCAGACCUUCAGCAAAGCCGCCCGCCUCAAGUGGCAGUCGCUGGAGCGGCGCAUCUUCGACAUCGUCAUGCAGAGGAUGACCAUUGUCAACCUGGAGGCUGACAUGGAGCGUCUCAUCAAGAAACGCGAGGAGCUGGCGCUGCUGCAGGAGGCGCUGCUGGGCAAGAGGGCGAAGCUGCAGGCGGAGAGCCCCAAGGAGCAGAAGGGGCUGCAGGAGCUGAACGAGGAGAUUGAGGUGCUGGGGGCCAACAUUGACUACAUCAACGACAGCAUUUCCGACUGCCAGGCCACCAUCAUGCAGAUCGAGGAGACCAAGGAGGAGCUGGACUCCACGGACACCUCGGUGGUGAUCAGCUCUUGCUCCCUGGCUGAAGCUCGGCUCUUGCUGGACAACUUCUUGAAGGCCUCCAUCGACAAGGGGCUGCAGGUGGCGCAGAAGGAGGCGCAGAUCCGCUUGCUGGAGGGGCGGCUGCGGCAGACGGACGUGACGGCUUCCUCGCAGAACCACGCCAUCCUGGAUGCCCUGCGGGAGAAGGCCGAGUCACACCCCGAGCUGCAAGCCCUGAUCCACAACGUCCAGCAAGGUGAGACCUGGGGCUGGCGCAUCCUCGGGCCGGGCGCGCUGCCUGUGGGCAUCUCCCAGUCUUUCACCAUGAAGGGCUCAGCAAGCCAAGAUGACUUCAAGUUCAAGGGAGAGCCCAAGCUCUCCGGACAGAUGAAAGCAGUGUCGGCUGAGUGCCUAGGACCCACGCUGGACGCCUCCACCAAGAACAUCACCAAGUCCUUGGCAUCCCUUGUGGAGAUCAAAGAGGAUGGGAUCAGCUUCUCCAUCAGAGAUCCCUAUUACAAAGAGAAGGUGUCGCGCACCAUCAGCCUGCCCACACGAGGAAGCACCUUUCCCAGGCAAUCUCGUGGCUCAGACACUUCACCUCUGACAAGGAGGAAAUCCUACGACCGUGGGCAACCUGCCAGGCCUCCAGACGUGGGCUUCACACCUCCCUCAUCCCCGCCCACCCGUCCACGCAACGACCGCAAUGUCUUCUCCCGUCUCACGAGCAACCAGAGCCAGGGGUCUGCCUUGGAUAAGUCUGAUGACAGCGAUUCCUCUGUCUCGGAGGUGCUGAGGGGCAUCAUUAACCCAGUGGGCGGCACCAAGAACGCCCGGACGGCCCCGCUGCAGUGCGUCUCCAUGGCAGAGGGACACACCAAGCCCGUGCUCUGCCUGGAUGCCACCGACGAGCUCCUCUUCACUGGCUCCAAAGACCGCAGCUGCAAAAUGUGGAACCUGGUGACGGGCCAAGAAAUCGCUUCCCUCAAGAGUCACCCGAACAACGUGGUUUCCAUCAAGUACUGCAGCCACACGGGGCUGGUGUUCACCGUGUCCACGUCAUACAUCAAAGUGUGGGACAUCCGUGACUCGGCCCGGUGCAUCCGCACCCUCACAUCUUCCGGACAGGUGAUCUCUGGGGACGCGUGUGCCGGGACCACCACCCGCACUGUCACCAGCGUGCAGGGGGAGCACCAGAUCAACCAGAUUGCUCUCAACCCCACGGGCACCACGCUCUAUGCCGCCGCUGGUAACUCCGUCCGCAUCUGGGAGCUGAGCAGGUUGCAGCCCGUCGGGAAACUGAGUGGCCACAUCGGGCCGGUGAUGUGUCUCACAGUAAACCAGACAGCGAGCAACCACGACCUGGUGGUCACAGGCUCCAAAGAUCACUACGUCAAGGUGUUUGAGAUUGCCGAGGGCAUGGUGGGCAACAUUGGCCCCACUCACAACUUUGAGCCCCCUCACUAUGAUGGCAUCGAGUGCUUGGCCAUUCAGGGAGACGUCCUCUUCAGCGGCUCCCGUGACAACGGCAUCAAGAAAUGGGAUCUGGAGCAGCAGGAACUCAUCCAGCAAAUCCCCAACGCCCACAAAGACUGGGUCUGUGCCCUGGCCUUCAUCCCCGGCCGCCCCAUGGUGCUGAGCGCUUGCCGAGGAGGCAUGAUCAAAGUCUGGAACGUGGAUAACUUCACCCCGGUUGGGGAGAUCAAAGGGCACGACAGCCCCAUCAACGCCAUCUGCACCAACUCAAAGCACAUCUUCACUGCCUCCAGCGACUUGACAGUGAAGCUCUGGAGCGGGAGGAGGUUACCCGCGGGCUCCAACUAG
Apaloderma vittatum (bar-tailed trogon) is the source of this 2179-nucleotide messenger RNA. RefSeq names its product kinesin-like protein KIF21B. The record is from RefSeq and is a predicted model, not a curated record. The annotation marks the transcript as partial. Gene Ontology annotation, molecular function: protein binding. The transcript has 17 exons. Lineage: Eukaryota; Metazoa; Chordata; Aves; Trogoniformes; Trogonidae. Gene Ontology annotation, cellular component: nucleolus. Gene Ontology annotation, biological process: ribosomal large subunit assembly.